Molecule: messenger RNA, 1563 nt
Organism: Cladophialophora bantiana CBS 173.52
Lineage: Eukaryota; Fungi; Ascomycota; Eurotiomycetes; Chaetothyriales; Herpotrichiellaceae
Exons: 1
Coding region: 1-1563 (520 amino acids)
Biological process (GO): protein sumoylation; double-strand break repair via homologous recombination
Cellular component (GO): Smc5-Smc6 complex; nucleus
Molecular function (GO): SUMO ligase activity; zinc ion binding
Source: RefSeq, a predicted model, not a curated record
AUGGCGCCCAGAAGAUCUGAAGAGCCCAAACGAUUUGAACCUCAGCCGCUGCUGACUCCUCUCAAUGACGAAGCGCUUUUUCUCCUCGGCCAGCUCCAACAAGAGAGAGACCGCGAAAUGAAAGUCCGUGAAUAUCUGAAAAGGGCCGCAGAGCGUCUCACAGACAUUACAGGAGAACUCAACGAUCGGGCCUACCUCUACAAGAUCAGGCACUCCAAAAUCAUAGCUCGCCGCAUAGACGCUAGGGGCACCGAGAAUGCGGCAGAAGAUAACACAGAGGCGGAUGCGAGAUACGAAGAAUUUCAACAAAGGGUCGCGGCUCUCACGAAGAGGAUGGACUUGAGUAUCCGCGGAGUCAUCGACGAUAUGGCCUGGCUUGCCAAAUAUCCUGAGACUCUCAAGACGGUCGUGGAGAAAGCGCACGACACAACGGAAGAGCAGCGGAGCAAUUCCCAGACGGCAAGUCCCACGCCAUUAAGAAGAACCAGGCAAAGGGCCAUCGUGGACGAUGGUUACAGCGGCGAUGAGGAGCAGGAGCGCACAGAACCCAGGUCGUCUCCCCGCCGGGCUCGCCAGAUAUCGCUGUUCCCGAGAAUUCAACCGGUUGACACGCCACACAUCCAGCUCUCAACAGCCCUGACUCAACAAUCGCGGGCAUGGGCAUCCAAGACCCUGACAGAGAGAUACGCACGCAACAACGACUACAGGGGGUGGUACCGAGUGCUGUACGACGCCAACAACCCAGGAGAAUCCGCGCCUCCCAUGCCCGACGAGAGUCUGUGGUUCGCCGCAGAAGAAGGACGCGGGAGCUUGUCAUCUAGUCAUCGUCUGCGAAGGCGUCACGCCCUUGAUCGACGCUCAAGAGGCACGAGCGAAGCAGGAUCUUCGGAUGACAAUGACCUCGAAAUCGCCGCCGAGAAAACCCGGCUCAAAUGCCCUAUCACCUUACUCCCCUACGUCGACCCAGUGACCUCGAAGAACUGCAACCACAGCUACGAACGCGAUGCCAUCCUCUCGAUGCUGACUACUUCGACCAGUUUCGUGCCCUUCACGCCCACCCAACUCGCAGAGCUGAGCCAGCUGGGUGACAAAAAAAGGUCCCAACGCGAAGGCCAGAUCCGCGUCAAACAGGUCAAAUGCCCUGAAUGCAACGUCCCCCUUGUGCAGGACGAUCUGGUCGAGAACCCAGCCCUGAAGAGACGCGUCGCGAGACUGCUCGCGCAGGCACAGAAGGACGAUAUCGCCACGAGCGACGUCGACAACGGCGACGACGAGAGUGACGGCCGCGAGGGUAUAAUCCGCGGCACGCAGAAACGGCCUGUAGGCCUCGGCUCGAGCCCUUCCCCUACUCGCAGGCACACCCCGAAUCCGAUCAAGGCAGAGAGGGAGUCCCGCGCGGCGGAAGUGGGGAUGAUUCCCCAGACGCAAUUGGCGGACGAAGAGGACCGCCGCAUUCCGAGGAUCGCCUCGCAGCAGGAGCGGCCGCGUCCAGCUCCUCAAGGCAGAGAGCGGACAAGGAGAAUGAGGCACAUCAUGGAUGUGGAUGAUGCUGACGAUGGCUGA